This is a messenger RNA of Parus major (Great Tit), 9011 nucleotides long. It is a transcript of the gene GABRA3, whose product is annotated as gamma-aminobutyric acid type A receptor subunit alpha3. Gene Ontology annotation, biological process: nervous system process; monoatomic ion transmembrane transport; regulation of postsynaptic membrane potential. Gene Ontology annotation, cellular component: synapse; dendrite membrane; postsynapse. The record is from RefSeq and is a predicted model, not a curated record. The transcript is spliced from 10 exons. Lineage: Eukaryota; Metazoa; Chordata; Aves; Passeriformes; Paridae. Gene Ontology annotation, molecular function: GABA-gated chloride ion channel activity; GABA-A receptor activity; inhibitory extracellular ligand-gated monoatomic ion channel activity. The annotation marks the transcript as partial.
CCCUCGCUGUCUGCCUGGCUCGCCGCGGCCGGAGCAGCGCGCAGGCGGCACUGGCAGCCCCGGCCGGGCGGCACGGCGGGCUGGGGCUCGGAGCCCUGCGCAGCGCUGCGGAGCCCAGCGGGCUCCGGCCGCCCCCCGAGCCCCCCGCCGGGGCAGCCGGCGCGCCGGUUUUGGAGGCUCAUUUUGCAGUGGCUGCACGCUGACACCAUGGCACCGAGGCUCCCGGGAAUGGGGCCCUUCUCCCUCCUCAGCCUUGGAUUCCUGCUCCUGGUUCUGGCUCUCUCUGCUGUUGCUGGGCUCUCUCAGAAGCACGUCUCAGACGUCGUGGAUGACAGCAAAGACAACAUCACCAUUUUCACACGCAUCCUGGACCGGCUCCUGGACGGAUACGACAACCGCCUGAGGCCUGGGCUCGGAGACAGUGUAACCGAAGUCAAGACAGACAUUUACGUGACGAGUUUCGGCCCUGUCUCGGACACAGACAUGGAAUACACCAUUGACGUCUUUUUCCGUCAGUCCUGGAGAGAUGAAAGGCUGAAGUUUGAUGGCCCCAUGAAAAUCCUUCCCCUGAACAACCUGCUGGCCAGUAAGAUCUGGACUCCUGACACUUUCUUCCACAACGGGAAGAAAUCUGUUGCCCACAACAUGACAACCCCCAACAAGCUGCUGCGCCUGGUGGACAACGGCACCCUCCUGUACACCAUGAGGCUGACCAUCCACGCCGAGUGCCCCAUGCACCUGGAGGACUUCCCAAUGGACGUGCACGCCUGCCCCCUGAAAUUUGGGAGCUAUGCCUACACAAAGACAGAGGUGAUCUACACCUGGACCCUGGGGAAGGAUAAAUCCGUGGAAGUAGCCAAGGGUGGAUCUCGCCUGAACCAGUAUGACCUGCUGGGCCAUGUGGUUGGGACAGAGAUGGUUCGAUCCAGCACAGGGGAAUACGUCGUCAUGACCACACACUUCCACCUCAAGAGGAAGAUCGGGUACUUUGUGAUCCAGACCUACCUGCCCUGCAUCAUGACUGUCAUCCUGUCCCAGGUCUCCUUCUGGCUCAACAGGGAGUCCGUCCCUGCCCGCACGGUUUUUGGUGUCACCACGGUGCUCACCAUGACCACACUAAGCAUCAGCGCCAGAAACUCGUUACCCAAAGUGGCGUACGCGACGGCCAUGGACUGGUUCAUAGCCGUCUGUUAUGCCUUUGUGUUUUCUGCGCUGAUCGAGUUCGCCACCGUCAACUACUUCACCAAGCGCAGCUGGGCCUGGGAUGGCAAGAAGGUGCUGGAGGCCCAGGAGAUGAAGAAAAAAGAGCCGGUGGCGCUGGCGAAGAAAACCAACAACACCUACAACAUUGUUGGCACCACCUACGCCCUGAACAUCAGCAAGGAGCCCGGCCUGCCCACCAUCUCCAAGAGUGCUGCUGCCACUGCCACGGCCACCAGCGUGCCCCCCAAGAUGCCCCGCCUGGAGGAGAAGCUCCCCGAGAGCAAGAAGACCUACAACAGCGUCAGCAAGGUAGACAAGAUGUCCCGCAUCGUCUUCCCAGUCCUCUUUGCCAUUUUCAACUUGGUCUACUGGGCCACCUACGUGAACAGGGAGUCAGCUAUCAAGGGAAUGAUCCCCAAACAGUAAAACCGGUCACGCAAACCUUCCAUCAGUGAGCAUCAUCCCAGCAGGAAUUCUCCAGGGCUUUCUUCUUUUCUUCUUUUGUUUAAUUAUUAUUGUUCAUUUGAUAUUAUUAUUAUUAUUAUUAUUAUUAUUAUUAUUAUUAUGUCACUCUUUUCUAAUGUAAACAAAACUGUGAUUUUAAUUUAAUCCCAUCUAUACUUUGGUUAUAUUUACUUUGAUGAUGAAAGCUAAAAAAAUAAUAAGGGAUCAUAACAAGUUGUGCCUCUAACAUCUUAAGUCUGCUGUCACCCAUCUGACCAAGUCACCCUGUGCUGCCAUCUCUCCUCUGCCACCUCCUGUGGUCCCCAUGGUCUUCACACCUCUGCCAUUUCAUGCUGUCCCCAGGGGCCUCUGCUCUGGGGUUCCUUCUCUGUGAUGGGCUGCCCGAGCAUGGGGGAUGCUCCUGGACACGUGGGCUGCAGGGUGUGUCAGUCACUCAGCCAGGAUCCUCUCAGUGCCUGGCUCUUCGUGCAGGGUCCUGCACCUGGGCUGUGAGUGCAGGUGAGCUGGUCACCUGCAGGGACGAGGGAGCAGCCUGGCAUGGGCCAGCUUGUGGUCCAGUGCCCCCUGGGGCAAACCUGCCCCUGCUGUGGUUACCAGAGCAGACAGCAUCUUGUAGGUAUUGCAGGUCUUCUUCCUCUCUGUCUUCACCAAACCCAGCUGGUUUUGUCUCUCCAGACAAGAAAGGUGGGAAAGGUGCUGUCUGGCUGGCAUUGUGCACUCUUGGGGCAAUUGAUGUUAGCAGGAACUGUGGUUCCUAUCAGAGAAAUCAUUUUCCUUAGCAUCAGUCAGGAAGUCCAGGCAGAAACUUUACAAAGCCUUGGAGGAGCUGGCAGCUGUGAGGCUGCACGCACGCAGCAUCAGGACUGGAAGCCACAGAGAUGCUCAGAUCAAUGGUCUAUCACUUCCUCUUAUGGCCCCAUCCACUUAUUGUUCUUAGCAGAUCCUUUCUAUCCCAGCCCCUUCUUCCAGCUUCCCCUUCAUCUUCCUCUGGCUGCUCAGCAGCCCUCGUUGGUAUCUCAGUGCUCACACGUGGAUUUAGGGAAUCUCCCUCCUCUGGGGUAAGCCAUGCUGAUGGGGAGGAGCACAGCCUGGGGAAACCCAGCUCAUGGUGCAUCCCUGCUCCAGUGCAGGAUGCUCCCUGUGGGACCUGCCACGGGGAUGGGGCAGGGCACUGGUGGUCCCCAAGACUCUCCCAGUCCCUGCUGAGCUGGUGCAUCCUCAGCACCACAGGAAAACAGCAGAAGGGGCUCUUGGGAAGAGCAGGUGACACUGCUGUCCCAUAGAGCCAUGGGAGCCAGGUGGCAUCCCACAGAGCAACUGAGGCAAGACUCAGUCUAGCACUGCACACUCUUCAAAGGAAAGCCCUCCAGAGCCUUAGAGAGAGGCUUUUUCUUCCUUCCUGACCACCACAGUGGACCCAAACCAGAGUUUGUCCUUUUCCCAGCAGCAGCACAAAGUGGUGACAUCCAAGCCAUCCAUCCCUGGAUCCAUGGGCACACUGUCCUACAGGGAGGGACAUCCUGUGCCUGAUGAUUCCUUGGGGUAGCACAGUCCUGCUGCCCCAGAGGGGUGCACCCCCUCUUUCUUAGGGCACCCCCUCUGACCCUCUGGCUGUCCCCAGAGCUGCCCCCAGUGUGUUUUGGGCUCCUGCAGCUACACCAGGGCCCCAGCACCCCCAGGGUGAUACCUUCAGCAUUGCUUUGAGCCCCUGUGCCGGGUUUAGCUUCCCCCUGCCCGUGCAGGAGCAGGGCUGAGCACAAGGCACAGGAUUUGUCCCACCUGGAAUAUCCAUGAGGGCGGCAGGAUGGAGCGAGGAAGGCCAGGGCACUUUGUCCUGCAGCAUGGGAGGCCCUGGUGCACAUCCUGCCUGUCCUUUACCAAUCUCACUGGCUCAACAGCAGUGCAGUCACUCCCCCUGCCCAUAGCUGAGAUUUGGAGAGGAGUUUGGAGGUGUUUAGCCCAGUCCCAGGGUGUUGAGUCCACAAGCACAUCCACACAGCUGGCAAUAUUGGGAAGGAGGAACCUUCCCCCACCAGGCUGCUGCUGAGGAAACCAGCUCUGUCCACAUCCUCUCUCCCAGCAUCUGCACCCCAAACCAUGUCAUUUCUACAGUGCCUUUCAUCCCUGAGGGUUCUCUGGUGGGUGGGAAGACCCAGGAGCUCUCCUGCUCUGCCUGAAGCAUUGGGGUGGAGGAGCAGAGGGGAGGGUGAACCAUCCCCAGCCCUUCUGCUGGGCAGGGAGGACAUCCUGGCUUCUUUGGCACCUGGUUCUGCCUCUUGGGCCUCCUGCUGCUGCUGCUGCUGCUGCAGCCACCCCACUGUGACAUUCCAGCUGCCCCAUCACUGCUGGACGUGUCCCCAAGACCCUCACCCCAAGGCACCCCCACACUCCCUCCAGCAGUGAGCUCCCUUCCUGCCACCCUUCUGCUCCCUGGGCUCUCCAGUGCAGAGGGCUACAGCUGUCUGUUCUGGAAACCUUCUCUUAAAUAAGCUAGAUGAAGAGUGUCUCAUAAAACAUUCAUGUCACUAUAAUACUCAGGCCUAAGUGAAUGGAAUAGAAACCCUACAACAAGCAAAACCAAGACAAUAAAAUGGUCACAAAGAGUAUGUUGUGUUUACUAAUGGAAUUACAGCAGGUUUAAAUAACUCCAUCCAAUGACUUAGCUGGCUUAGCUGGCCCUGCUGGUUUCCUCUGCUAGCCGGAGAAUUCCCCAAAAUCCCUUUUACCCCAAGAGCCUCGUCUCUUUUUGUCAGUGCCUGCUUUGUAGAGCUCUCCAUAAAUCAUCAGGUCUUACCAUCAGCUUCUCAGCAGCCCAAGCACCCUGGGGCUGCCUUUGCUGGCUGCCCAGGCCAGGUGGGCUCUGUGCUGUGGGGUGAUGCUCAGGAGAGGAGCUGGGUCACCCUGAAGUGCUGCACACAGCUCCUGAUCCUCCUCCCUCCCUUCCUGCUGUGAUCCCAUCACUCCCGCUGAACUCGGGGUGAAUUCCUGCCCGUCCCUCCCCACUGCCCUCUCCUCUUGUCCCUCUCCAGGACACUGCCCUGCUGGCUUGCCCGUGACACCCAUCUGCUGGCUCUCCCAAAAACCUGCUAAACGCUGCCUUCCUGUGCCUGUGUGAGCACGCCUCGAAAGCCAAGUCUAUUCCGAACCAAAGCCUGGCAUGGGCUCUGAGUCUUUCUGCCAGCUGGAAGCAGAAAUACCGGCAUCCUUUGGUUAAAGACAACAAACCAAACAGGAUUUCUAGUUUGGCUUCCAAGCAGGAAAGCAUUUCGGGAAGAUAGUUAUAAAUAAGUGGUUUAACAUCUCCUGCCAGCAGACAUCACAGAGAAGAUAAUGUUCUUUUUUUAUAAAACUGUCAGUGACUCAAAUUAGGACUUUUCCUUCCCAGUUAACACGAGGCUGUUGAUGGGGGCUUCUUCUAAGUGCUUGCCAGGCCAGAGCUAAUCUAGCAUCAAAAACUGGAGUUUUAGGCUUGCUGUGACGGCAUAGAAGGGUUCCAUUUUCAUAGCUGAUCUGUACAGAAACUUAUCUGUAUAUGACCACUGAUAAUCUAAUCCACAGCUGUGCAGACAGUGGGCACUGUGAACCUCAGGACUCCAGAAUUUCUUUUCUUCUGGCAAGGCCCAAACUUCCCCGACUUGAAGAGACUCUCCCAGGCAGGAACUGGAAGGCUUUGAGGGUGAUAAAAUUGAGCUGUUGGUCUGCACUCUUGUUUUGCAGCUCACACCACCUGGGAAACACACAGUGCAGUCCCAGCCUGCAGCUGCACUGCUGCUGGGAAUGUCAGAGGGAUGUUUUGGCACCUUCCCUCUUCUGAAACUGCACAUGGGCAUGGGGGAGGCAGGGACAGCUCCUCUGGGGUUCCUCAGCAGGCAGGGACAGCAGCACAUGGUCACUGAGAGCUGCACAGAGUGGAGAACAUCCCUGGGGGGUGGCAGGAGAGGGCUGGGGCAGAGGUGGUCCCUCAGUGCCACCUCUUCUCCCAAGGGCUGAUGAAGAUGCUCUCAUAGAACAUCCUGAAAGCUUCUCAAACAGAGCCCAGCAGGGCUGUGGCACUCAAGACAGAGCUCCCCUGCUCUCCCCUGUGCAGCCAGCCCAGCCUGCACCACAGCCAGCACAGUCCCCUGUCCUGAUCCCUGCCAGCUCAGUGGCACUGGCUUGUUUGCUGCAGGACACCCUGAGCUCUCCCCAGGCUCGCUGUUCCCAGGCACAAGAUUGUCCCCAGCCAGCCCUGCUGGCCCAUCCUGUGGACACCAGGUGCACCCAUUCCUCAUCCUUGAUUUCUUCUGUCUGUGUCUUGGAUUCCUUUCAGCCUCCUCUGGGGAGGACUCCAUCACAUCCCAGGAAAGGGUUUGUCCUGUUGCAGGUCACCUCUCCUGGGAAGAGCCUCUGUUCUGCUGAGAACCACUCUGAGACCUCCAGAAACCUGGGGCUGCUGCCUGUCCCAGGGGAUCCAGGAGAGUUCUGCAGCACAGAGGGUGCUCUCCCAGCAGGCUUUCCCUGGGAAGGGCUUGUCAGGGAUGUGCUGGUGCCCCCCAUCCAUGUUCUUGAUGCUGGGAGUGCUGGAGAGCUGAGGUGGGGCUGUCACAGCAGCCCAGGCCCCACUCCAGGCCCUCUUCCCCAAAUUUCAUCCCCCCCUGGAGCUGCACUUCAGAUAUCUGUGUGGAUUUUACAGACUGCAGAGAAACAUUUCCAUGACUCCUGUUGAGGUUGGAGAGGGCUCAAUCAGGGCAAAGGACUCAUUGAUGGAAACGUAAAUGCUCUAUUAAUAUUAAAGUGGGAAGAAAAAACAUCCAAGCAACUCACCAAUCCUCUCCAUAUCAAGCUAAACUACUUCUGAAGGUAGUUUUGGCACGAGGCCACAGCACAGAUGAGAUUGAUGGCUUCCAGGUAUAAAUAUUUACUGUUUGACCUUGUUAUUGUUCCAUCAGCCAAAGGUUUUUACAUAUUUAUAUAUAUAUAUAUAUAUAUACACGUGUGUGUGUAUAUUUAUGUUCACAAACUCUUUACAUCUAAACGUCAAACCUCUUUGUCUUUGAAAGAUAGAAUGGCCACUUUUAAUUAUUUUACUUUCCUCUCAUUCUCUUUGCUGAGUCUUCUAGAGUGAGGUCAACCCUGUCCACUGGGCUUUGGGAGGCACAGGGAAUAAAGGGAGCAAGGGAGAAGAGCCUCUCCCCACCCUGGGGGUUCAGUACAGGCUUGUUGCAUGGAGCAAGGUCACUCAAUAUCUUUCAGGAAAGCUUUGUCCCCAGUGUCACAGCUGCUCCAGCACAGCCCUUGUCCUGCUCUGGACACAGGGAUGUCCCUGAGAUGGAUUUUUAACAGCUGAGUGCUGCAAGCAGUGGGUCCUCACCCCGUUGCACAAGCAGGGAAUGUGCAGUGUGAGGUCUCCACCCUCAGCCUGCUUCAGGAGGGAGCACAAAACCUGCAGGGAUCCUCUCCAGCUGUCCCUGGCCAGAGGAACACCUUGGCCUCUCCUGCCCAGCUCAGGGGAGUGCUGGCACUUGGCUUCUGCUCGCUGCUGCUCCAGGUGGGAUGCAGGGAUAGCUGUGAGGGCUGUGGGAGGUGUCAGCAGGAGCUGCUGCUGCUGUCCCCAUCUCAGCACAAGCAGGAGCACUCACAGGUGCUGGGUGACCUGUGAGCAGCCCCUCGCAGAGGCACCCAGCAUCAGCUCCCUCAGCAUCACAACCUCCCCCCUGCCUUAGAAGAAACAUUCAGGCUGUGAACCUGCACUUGUAGCUCCUCUGUUCCCUCCUCUGCUGCUGGACAGAGGCUGUGGCAGUCAGCAGUGAGGGCCUUGUGCUGUCCCAGCCAGGAGAAUGAAGGAUGUCAUCCGUUCUUGUCCUGGGUCUGUGCCUCCCACCACGGGAAUCUGUGCUGCUUCACAGUCUUGGGCUUGGCUUGGUCCCAGCACUGGGACCCAUCCUUCACCACGAGUGGGGUGAUGCUGGUUUUGCUCCUGAAGCUCUAGGACAGAACAUGUUCUGGCUAUUCUGUCCCGUUCCCCACCGGAGCAGUUCUCUCCUGUACAAAACUUUCACAGUCCCAUCUGCCGAGAGAGGGAAGCCUGGUUCCAUGUUUGCUGCGUGAGCCAGGGUGCUCCCAGAGUCUUUGAAGGCUCUUGGCUCUUCUCUUCAGUGCUGCUUGAGGGCCCUGUCAGCUUGAUGAGACCAUUGGCUCGUGUUGCACUGUGAGCUGCACUCUGUCUCCCCGAAAAGUCUGUCAGUGCCUCCUGUCUCUCUGCAAGCAAAUGUAACAGCAGUCAUACGUCAAAUGAUUUGAUUUUUGCAACCACAGAAAGUAGGGGCAGAGCUGGGAAACCUGAGUCACUGCCACACUGCCUUUGCCAGGCUGCAUUUAGAGUGGAAGGGCUCCUCUGUGCUGUCACCAGGGAGUUUCUCAGCCCCCCGAUCCAGCCAGGUGGCCUCGAGCAUCCCUCCAUCAACCAGAUUGUCACUGGCAACUGACCUGGGGAUGGCUGCAGGCAAAGGUCCUGCCCAAAGGUGAGGGCACCAGCUGCUCUUUGGCUACAGAGUGGACCUAGCACCGUGCCAGGGCAGCCCAUCCUGAGCAGGAGCACAGGCAGCAAAGCAGAGGACACGAGCGUUGUCACAGCCUCGGGUCCAGCCUGUGCCCCCGCACGUCCUCGGCUUUGUUCUCCAUCUCGUGAGACUCUCUUUACACCACUAUGAGAAAGGAUCUAGCUGGCAGCAGUUUAAUGCAUGACAAUCCUGUUAUUACAGCUGUAAAUAAAUAACAACUAGGAAAAAAAAAAAAUGCAUUUUUAAAAUUUUUGGUUGACUUUAUUUUCACUAUUGACUAGCUGGUAGCCACUUUCUUAAGGGAUUUCUCAUGGAAACUGUGACCUUUAUUCUCUGUAUCUCUCUAUCUAUCUCUCUUUCUUUCUGAGAUUUUUUUUUUUCUGUGUUUCAAAUGCUUUUUGGUGCAAUGUUCAAUGCCUGUUUGUAGUUUGGAAUUGUAUUUUUCAACCUUUGCUGGAAAAAAGAAAAAAAAAAGGUCCAUUCUAAUUGGCAGGAUUUUUAGUCCUGCCAUUUUUUUCAGCUUUUAGCUUUUUCAGUAAGUUAAAGCAACAGAAAAAUGCCUCAAAAAAUUACAGUGAAGUUCUGAGGAGAGAUUAGAAAUCAUCAGAAACAAGAAGUACAUGAGUAAGAUCAGCAAGCUGAGUGGAGGAGGAGGAGGACUCUUAUGACACCUACUAACCUCCUGAUGUAGCACACAAGGUGGGACUAGACCUCUUCACUGAAUUAAAUCACUCUGCUUUUCCACUCUACCCACUCUCUCGAACUCUGAUCAAAACAAAUAAAAAUUCAUAUUUUAAAAAAAAA